GUGACACGUAAACAUCGCAGGAACCAAAAGCAGAACGCAACAUCAUCAACAUCACAGAGGUAGAGAGUAAGACGCCGGCAAUGUCCGCUGUGAGAGUUCAAGUUUCGGCGUGUGCGGUUUCCGCCACCGUCAACCACCUUCGCCUCCGCCAAAACGCCGUCGUUUCCUUCAGGAAGAAGAAGCCUCUCACUCUCAGAGUGGUCUCAAUGUCUUCCGUUCCUCCUUCCCAACCCUUCGAAAUCGCCGUUAAAGCUUCCGUCACCACACCCAACAGGCUCGGCGACUGCCCUUUUUGCCAAAGGGUGCUGCUGACACUGGAGGAAAAACAUCUACCUUAUGACCCCAAGUUGGUGGAUUUGACCAACAAGCCAGAAUGGUUCCUUAAAGUCAACCCUGAUGGUAAAGUUCCUGUCAUAAAGUUUGAUGAGAAGUGGGUUCCUGAUUCAGAUGUUAUUACUCAAACAUUGGAAGAGAAGUAUCCCAGCCCACCAUUGGUGACCCCACCUGAAAGGGCCACAGCGGGGUCAAAGAUCUUUUCUACAUUUAUUGGAUUUCUCAAGAGCAAGGAUCCCAAUGAUGGAACAGAGCAAGCAUUACUAAGUGAACUGAGCUCUUUCAAUGAUUACAUCAAGGAAAAUGGUCCUUUCAUCAACGGUAGUGAGAUAUCUGCAGCUGACCUAUCACUUGGACCAAAGCUAUACCAUUUGGAGAUUGCUUUGGGGCAUUAUAAGAAAUGGACAGUGCCUGAUUCACUUACCUCUUUGAAGUCUUAUAUGAAGGCCAUUUUCUCGAGGGAAUCGUUCGUUAAAACAAGUGCACAACCACAGGAUGUCAUUGAAGGUUGGCGUCCUAAAGUGGAAGGCUAAUAUUCACUGAUCACGCACUAUCAUUUCUAUGAGACUCUGAGGACUAUACCCCAACAAAUAGCAAUCCAUCAAGAGUUCUAGACCUAUAUCGUUUUGUAUUAUCUAACCUUAUUUAUUUAUUCACUAUGCACUAUGGAAUAAUUAUUUAUUAAGAAUAGUUGUUGGCCUCAGAUUGUAACAUGUUUGAUAGGGAGGCCACAAGACUUGCAUUGCAUGUAGAUGAAAAUAGUUGCAUUCCCAAAAAUAAAUAAGAAUUACAUUCCUUAUUUUGCUUAAGCAAGUGAUGCACUAUCUAAAGAAUAA
Glycine soja is the source of this 1169-nucleotide messenger RNA. RefSeq names its product glutathione S-transferase DHAR3, chloroplastic-like. The coding region runs from base 81 to 866 and encodes 261 amino acids. The transcript has 6 exons. Lineage: Eukaryota; Viridiplantae; Streptophyta; Magnoliopsida; Fabales; Fabaceae. Gene Ontology annotation, biological process: ascorbate glutathione cycle; cellular oxidant detoxification; protein glutathionylation. Gene Ontology annotation, molecular function: glutathione dehydrogenase (ascorbate) activity. The record is from RefSeq and is a predicted model, not a curated record.